Molecule: messenger RNA, 1371 nt
Organism: Dermatophagoides farinae (American house dust mite)
Lineage: Eukaryota; Metazoa; Arthropoda; Arachnida; Sarcoptiformes; Pyroglyphidae
Source: RefSeq, a predicted model, not a curated record
UUUUUUUUUUUUUUUGGUAUGUGUAUAAACGAUGAAACGUUUUUUCUCUCACUAAUUUCCAUAGCAUACAUAGAAAUAGAAUGUCCAGCCAGGUGUGUGUGUGUGUAUUAUGCCUGUCUUUCUAUCUCUCUCUCUUCGAACUUUCUAAAGCUUGUCAAACUUGGUAGCUCGUAUAGUAGUUUAUAUGGAUAUAUUAUGUUGUUGCCUUGAUCGACAACGAACAACAUAACCAAACAUACACACAUACUCAUUCAUUGAGAGAUCCAACAUUUCUUUCUUUUGUUGAAUGCUAUCAAAUCGUUUCCAGGCAGCCAUCCAUUGUGCGAAGCUAGCAUCCUUAAAAACAUCGUCAUCAUAACCAUUGAGAAAAGGUGCGGUGUAUUGUAUAUGUCGUUUUUUUGUGGUUUUUCUGGUGCAUAUAACAACAUCAUAUCAGACAGAAAAAAGGGCCAAAUAUCAUUACAAUUAGUACUGCGAUUAAUUUUUUUUUUUCAUCGAAAUCUAAUCAAAUCGAAAAUAACAAGUAUCAGCCUUUUGAUAUAUAGCGACAACGCCAUAUUUUUUUUCUUUGUAUUAUCACAAUUCUCAUUAACUUCUGAUAAAUUGAUUCAUCGAUGAUUGAUGUGAUUGAAUUAAUCAGUUUUCAAAUCGAAUCAUAAAACAAAUAUGUCGUUGGAAGAUCCAUUCUUAAUUGUUCAAAAUGAAGUAUUCGAUGCUUUACAUAAGCUUCGAAAUAAUUUUACUCGAUGGACCGAGCUGCAAUCUAAUCCAAGUCAAUUAUCCCGCGAAGAUUAUUCAGCUUUUGUUACUGAAUUAAAAAAUGGCCUGAAAAGUAUCCAAUGGGACCUAGAUGAAUUGGAAGAAUCUCUUGAAAAUAGUGAAAGAGCAACAACAUUGGAUGGUACUGAACUGACAAAACGCAAAUCAUUCAUCGAUAAAACUCGUGAUGAAAUUAAAUCAAUGACCGAACAGCUAACAAAAGGCAAUAAUAUAUUUAAAAAAGUGGAUUAUACAAUCAAUUUUGGUUCACAACAAUUACCAAAACAAACAAAAUAUUAUCGUUUGAUUAAUGAACCGGAUAGUUCUGCCAAUACAAAACAGGUGUUCGAUGAUGAUGAAUCACAUAAAUCACCUUAUGUACCAAAUCAUUCAAUAACAUUAGACGAAGCUGACCAUACAAUUAAUGUCAUUAAUGCAAGACCGAAUAAAUUGGAAGGAAUCAGACGGCUCUGGUUGAACAUUGAUGAUAAACAAAAAGUCAUCGCCGGUUUCACAGGAACGGCAAUCAUUGUUUUAUUAGUAUUUUUCUUUUGGUAAUUAAAUUGAUUAUUACAAUAUAUGAUGGAUUGGGCCAUGACGCAAAUGCCGCUG